ACUAUUCUUCAAUGAAAUCGUCGUGGCGUAAAAUAGCUUGGAGCUCAGCACAGCUCCUAUCAACGGCGUUCUGGAUCGCGGUAAACACGAUUUUCACGACGACCAGAAAUGUCAGUACGGGGACGAUUUGGUGCGCUUGAAGAUGACUUCAUAGUGGUGAUGUCCAGAAGAGGCCAAAGCCGAUCACCGUAGCUGACUCUUUGGUCUGAGAAGGAGUAAGGAGAUUGCGAAAAUGAAUCUUCUAAAUAUGGACGCGGAGAAUCGCGUCGUGCUGAACGUGGGCGGUAUCCGACACGAGACUUACAAGGCGACCCUGAAGAAGAUCCCCGCGACGCGGCUGUCCCGGCUGACGGAGGCGCUCGCCAACUACGACCCGGUGCUCAACGAGUAUUUCUUCGACCGACACCCAGGGGUCUUCGCGCAAGUCCUCAACUACUACAGGACGGGCAAACUGCAUUACCCAACAGACGUUUGCGGUCCACUUUUCGAGGAAGAGCUGGAGUUCUGGGGUCUGGAUGCCAACCAGGUGGAGCCGUGUUGUUGGAUGACUUACACACAGCACCGUGACACUCAAGAAACCCUGGCCGUCCUGGACCGCCUCGACUUGGACACGGAGAAGCCCACUGACGAGGAGGUCGCCCGUAAGUUCGGGUUCGAGGAAGAUUACCUAAAAGGAACCGUUAGCUGGUGGCAACAUCUCAAGCCCCAAAUGUGGUCAUUAUUCGAUGAGCCGUACAGUUCAAAUGCUGCUAAGAUAAUCGGUGUUAUAUCAGUGUUUUUCAUUUGUGUAUCGAUAAUAUCGUUCUGCCUAAAAACGCAUCCAGACAUGAGAGUGCCAGUGAUCAGAAACUAUUCAGUCACGACUGCGAAUCAAACGCAGAGCUGGGCGCUGGACAAAGUGCAGACAAACGCCCACAUCGCGUUCUUUUACAUCGAGUGUGUGUGUAACGCGUGGUUCACAUUGGAGAUCCUAGUCCGUUUCAUAUCCUCUCCAAAUAAAUGUGAAUUCGUCAAAUCCUCGGUCAACAUCAUCGACUACAUAGCCACAAUGAGCUUUUACAUCGACCUCAUUCUCCAAAAGUACGCCUCUCACGUCGAGAACGCUGAUAUCCUCGAGUUCUUCUCGAUUAUUAGGAUUAUGAGGCUCUUUAAGCUGACUAGACAUUCGUCUGGCCUCAAAAUCCUCAUCCAGACUUUUAGAGCUUCUGCCAAGGAGUUGACACUGCUAGUCUUUUUCUUGGUACUGGGUAUUGUGAUUUUCGCAAGUCUGGUGUACUACGCGGAGAGGAUACAGACGAAUCCUCACAAUGACUUCAAUAGUAUACCGCUGGGACUAUGGUGGGCCCUAGUGACUAUGACUACCGUUGGAUAUGGUGACAUGGCGCCGAAAACCUACGUUGGAAUGUUCGUUGGAGCGCUCUGCGCCUUAGCUGGGGUACUGACGAUAGCGCUCCCAGUUCCAGUUAUAGUAUCGAACUUCGCCAUGUACUAUUCGCACACGCAAGCGAGGGCCAAGCUGCCGAAGAAGCGGCGAAGAGUCAUCAACGUGGAACCAACCAGGCCACCUCUCCGUGCCCCAGGAGUGACCGCCCCAGCUGGACCAAUGGCUCCUGGCUUGGGACCUCAAGUCGUCAAUCGACGUAUGAACGCAAUUAAGACCAACCAUCCUAAAGAUAUGAUGGGACCUAACAUGGUUGCAACUCUAAUGCCCGGAAUGGAUCUCUCAGUUACCACACGAUUAACGCCGAGCCCCCGGGAUAUGUCACCGGCACUGGCCAUAGCUCUUCCCAUGAUGAAAUCAGUUAACAUCGUCCCAGUCCAGUGCUUCGACAACAUGGCCUUCCAUAACGACAAAGUCGAGGAGGUCAACAACGAAAAUGACAGCAAGUCGUCGAGCAGAGAGGACUCAGUCGAUAGCGACAACACCAUUCGCGUGAACAUCUACAAAAACGAAAACUAUUUGGAAAAGAUGGAGGAUAAAUCAGACGCCAGGACUCCGUUGUUACGUGAACACAAGAACGAGUCUCUAGACGAGACUAAAUUAAGAACAGAAACGAAAAUUGAAAAGAGAAAAUCAUCCGCAUCAACAUAACAUUACAUUAAUGGUAAGAUGUGACCAAUAAUAACUAAGGAAAUGAAAAACUAUAGUAAAUUCUUCCUUUAUUCGAAGGGACUAUGUUGCUGAAAUGUCUAUGAGUUGUGCUAUACUAAUGUAUGCAAAUAGUAUCAGAGACGAAUGAUCAUGAAGUGAAAAGUAUUUAAUAAAAAGAUGAUCUCGAAUCUCCGAUACUAUUAAUACCUAGAUUUUGUCAUAUAAGUGCAUUGAAGGCCGUGAUAGAAUUAAUAAUAAUAUAUGUAGCUAAGUGUUUAAAGCACUUUACGAUAAACGUUUUUAUAAAACACAUCAUAAAUUAAUCAUAAUAUGCCUAUCACAAUUAGAUUUUAAGUUUUGGAUUGUUAUUGGAACAUGCUCUUUUAAGGAAUCACACACAUGCAUUUAGAAACAGGAAAUCUGCAUUUUGAUAUCGUGUAGAUACAAAAGCAAGAAGAUCUUUUCCCUGACAUGACAACUUUCCCUAAAUU
Bombyx mandarina (wild silkworm) is the source of this 2583-nucleotide messenger RNA. RefSeq names its product Shaker cognate w (gene Shaw). The record is from RefSeq and is a predicted model, not a curated record. NCBI's taxonomy places the organism in Eukaryota, Metazoa, Arthropoda, Insecta, Lepidoptera, Bombycidae. Gene Ontology annotation, biological process: potassium ion transmembrane transport; action potential; protein homooligomerization. Gene Ontology annotation, cellular component: postsynaptic membrane; dendrite membrane; voltage-gated potassium channel complex. Gene Ontology annotation, molecular function: delayed rectifier potassium channel activity; protein binding.